CAAUCAGGAAAGAAUCGACAUCACAUCUCCAUUUGCCUCAAGAUAUCGCUCUGUCUCGAGGGCUGCUGCAGUGUGUCUCGGCCCCUACGCACCACCAUCCGACACGAUUCGUUUUCCCCAGUCCAGUCGGAAACUAACAAUGGUCUUCUUGGGCCGGCCGUCAGAGGCGUGUUACCCCUGUCGCAAGGGAAGACUCAGGUGUGAUCGCCUGCAGCCCGGAUGUACCCAGUGCUCCCGAAAACAGAUAGUUUGCCCUGGCUACAGGGAUCCUUCGGAAUUCUACUUUAGAGACGAGACCGCCAACGCUGCUUUUAAGGUCCAGAAUAGGAAACCCAGGAGGCGUCUGCCCGCCAAAACGAAGCUGCAAACGCAAUCAGUGGCGGGAGCAGAUGCACAGAAGCAACAUACGAGCUCGAGCGGCACUCCAAUAGUGGCGGCCACACCAGGGCACGCCGUUGGGACUUUGGUCCAUCGCGGGUCUCCGUCAAGCUCCUCGUCCUCAACUCCACCGUCAGACGGUGAAGUGGUUCGCUACCGGUCACUCUCGUCGCCUAUCGAGGACUUAGCGCGCACAUAUUUCAUGACUGACUACAUAGCGACCUCGCCAUUUGAUUACCUACCUAAGCUCUGCCCCAAUGGGCUAACAGGAAACGAUGCCAUGUCGGCCUCCAUACUGGCUGCCAGCUUUGCCAGCCUAUCACUAAAGAUAUCGGACUCAAAACUCAUGAAGCAGGCUAGAGUCCAAUACGCCAGCGCGUUAUGUCAAACGAACCAAGCCCUGAGCUCAUCGAGACUUGCCGUCGAGGAUAGUACUCUGGCCGCCGUGCUUCUCCUGGGAUUAUUCGAAGCCAUCGUCUUUUCCGGGCAGCAAUCUAUGGAUAGCUGGAACCAGCACACGCUUGGAUCUGUAGAGUUAUUGCGCCUACGUGGAAGUCAGCAAUUCGAGACUGCCCUUGGCCGCAAGCUUUUUGUUCACUCUGCAAACAACAUCCGCACGAGCUGCGCACAUAGCAAAACGCCUGUCCCGACCCGUUUCAUAGAACUCUACGAUAAUGCACAGCCGUAUCUUGAUCACAACGAUCCUUUCCUCAAGGUCACCCCUGUCCUUGACCGGGUCGCCACUCUACGGUCAAGAAUAGCGGAUCUGCAGGACUCAGAAAGACAUGAGGUCCUUGUUGAAGCUCUAGACUUGGACACAGCCACAGCGAAGCUUGGGCAAGAGGUCUCGGCAGAAUGGAGGUUCACGGCAAGGGGCCCAGAUGAGAGGGCACCGAUGACAUACAAGGGGGUGUCUUUUCGCUAUCCUUCCCUUCGAGCAUUGCGGUACUGGAACUCCUUGAGAAUCAUUCGCAUGUUUCUCAACGACCUUAUCUGGAUGCAGACAUCUUUGAUACUUGUGCAGGGACCGACAUCAGCCAACGCGGGCUACCUUACAAUGCAGAAGCACGCGACGCGGAAAAUGUCAACUCUGGUGAUCGAGGUUCUCGCUAGUUGCGGCGAAUACCUAGAAGCCACCGAAGACCGGUUCUCUGUUACAGCAAGAUGCUUGAUCUGGCCAUUGUCAGUCAUUGCUGAGAUUCCCAUAACGCCCCCAGAUGCCCGACGCUUCGCUCUUGAUUGCUUGGACCGGCUGAGCCGCGAUGGCCGUGUUCCACGGCCGAUUGCGGUAGCAAAUACAAUGAUGGGCCUUCAGGCAGACUGGUCAGUAAUUGUCUCUUGUGUCACACUGCUCGGACCAUUCUUGUUGAGUUCUCGCCCAGGUUUUAUAUGUAUCUUCUUGGAUAAAACCCAUGAAGGCCUGUUUCGUUUCCAGUAUCGAGUGGUGAAUAACACAACUCACACACACACCAGAUAAACAUCGAUUGGAAGUACA
Colletotrichum godetiae is the source of this 1873-nucleotide messenger RNA. RefSeq lists its product as uncharacterized. Bases 140 to 1855 code for a protein of 571 amino acids. Gene Ontology annotation, biological process: regulation of DNA-templated transcription. The transcript is spliced from 2 exons. NCBI's taxonomy places the organism in Eukaryota, Fungi, Ascomycota, Sordariomycetes, Glomerellales, Glomerellaceae. The record is from RefSeq and is a predicted model, not a curated record. Gene Ontology annotation, molecular function: DNA-binding transcription factor activity, RNA polymerase II-specific; zinc ion binding.